Molecule: messenger RNA, 1909 nt
Organism: Blepharisma stoltei
Lineage: Eukaryota; Ciliophora; Heterotrichea; Heterotrichida; Blepharismidae
Source: the annotation of a GenBank genome assembly
AUGGCAUCUGAAAAUAGUCCAAUAACGUUUGUAACUAAAGAAGGUGACAGGGUUCAGUCAAUAUCGAAAUUUAAAAACCUGAGCAUACUAGUAAAGAAUGUUAUAGAAGAUUGUGAGCAAGGCGAAGACAUUCCAAUAGCUCAGGUUUCAACUAAUAUGCUUACUCCCCUCUUCCAUGAGCGAGCAAACUCAUUGGAAUAAUCCCUGUUUUUUCCAAAAACAUGUUAGCCAAGCAAAAAUUUUGAUAUAUAAGUGAUAUCUAGUAUAAUGAAAUCUCUAGCUAAAUCUGUUUAAUUUUAAACAGCUUGCAUUUUAAAACAUAAAUUUUACAAUUUAAAUUAAUAUUUACCUUCUAUUUUACUAAUUGAUUUUUUAAAUUUCAAAAAAAAAAAUCUAUAUAAUUUUUUUAAAAAAAUAAAAACCUCAGCGAGCAAACAAAAUUUGUUUUGUUCGCUCACAGAGGGGAGUUAAUCGAAUUCUUGAAUACGCGCAGCAUCAUGAUUUUAUCCCCCCAGAGCCUUUAGAAAAGCCAUUAAAAACAAGCAAAAUUGAGGAAAUUCUUUCUGAUCCUUGGGAUGUUGAGUUUUUGAAAAGCUUUGACGAUGAUGGAUUGGCUGAUUUGAUGUUCGCGCUUAAUUACUUAGAUGUUGCUUGCCUAAUGGAAAUCUGCUUUGCUUAUAUUGCAACAAAGUUUAGAGGUAAAGAUCCAAAUCAAAUCAGGGCUGAAUAUGGGAUUGAGGAAGAAUUUACCAGGGAGGAAGAUGAAAAAAUUAAAAGAGAAAACCCAUGGACUCAAGAUGAAGCAAUUGAUAGGGUAAGCUAGAUAUAAAUAUAAAUAGCGACCUAAGAGAAUCCGACAACCUUAUAGUCAAGGAGAACUGGGCGAGAAGCUAGCCGAGAUUCAGAUCUGAUAUGGAUUUAUGUAUCCUGGGUAGGUUUUUGACUCGGUUCCUAUGAUUGGAAAGGGGUAGCAUGGCAGCAUAAUUAAUAACCUUAGGGUAGACCUUCUCCGCGAUCCCAGGUGUUGUGGUCUGGGCCUAGGAAUUGACUCUUUUUAACUGUAGCUACUAAUAACCGCACCAAGCACCUGUUAGACUCCGAAUUUUUCGUGAAUCAAGCUACUAUUAAAUGAGUUCACAGCAGGGCCAGUCUGCCACUCAAAACUGAAGCUCUUAAUUGGCAAGGAGGAGGUGUACUCCUUGUGCAUACUCAAUCCGUCCUGGCGAUGAGGCGGAUUCUAGAGAAGAGAAGAAGAAGAUUGUUCAUGCACCUCGCUGCUAAUAUCCCCAUUUGACAUAGCUGAGGCGUAGAUGUCGCAAAACGGAUGAACCCUUUGGGGUCAUUGAUAGCUGCUUAACAGAAAUAAAUGUCCGAGAAAGCAUGCUCGACCGACCUAGAGCAUGCUUAAAUUAAGUUAGUUAUUUCAGCAGACCUUGAGCUUUUCCUCAGCCGAGCCCUGCCAUCGGGUCAACGGACUCAGGGCUCCUGGGAUAGGAUGGCUGGCGAGAUAGACGGCAUCAAGGGCGUGUGGGACGAAGACUGGGCAGUGUAGGCUGCACGAGUCUCUGCGCAAUUCAGAGUUGGCAGAGAGGUGGGAUCGUCUAAGGCAAGAUGGAAGCAAGUCCGCAGCUCACCGGACUCCGAUGGAGGAGACGCAAGUUAAUGGGGUGUAAUCAAAUUGAAGACGGGUGUUCUGGCCAAGACAACGGGCGUGAGAUGAGGAGAUAAACUACCUUGUCGUCGCUAGCGGUGGGUAAUUAAGGCCAUAAGGCCUAGCGCGGUGAGCUUUGGCUCCGCCAUAAAAUGGUCUUACGACCUCUAAAUAAGAAUGAAUGAAUGGUAGCUGCUUAACAAUAAGGCACAUUACCCAUCUGUUAAUUUAGAUUAAGAUUAAGACAGUUUAAGCUAG